AAUAGUUUUUGUUAUUGCAUCAAAAUCACAAAGUGCAUUUGCAUUAAAGUUGUGUAAAAAAUAAAUUAAAGUUACAGUUCUUGUUGAUUUUAAGUUAUAAGACAAAUGUCUUUUCGGGAGGCAUAUAAAUUAGCCAGUAAGCAAUCGAUUCGCUGGUUUCCUGGACACAUGGGAAAAGGGCUAAAACAAAUGCAGCAGAAGUUGAGGUCCGUGGAUUGUAUUGUUGAAGUACAUGAUGCCCGCGUUCCUUUUUCCGGACGAAAUCCGGAAUUCAAACAUACUAUAUCCGGUGGUGCAAAGCCCCAUAUUCUUGUACUGAAUAAGAAAGAUCUUACAGAAAUUGGCGAACAACGGAAAAUUGCCAAGGAGUUGUAUGAACGUGAAGGUAUUGAGCACGUUGUGUUUACCAACUGUAAGGACCAGCAAUGUGCAGGUGUCAAACGGGUGAUACCUUUAGCGCACAAACUAGUUUCGUCAUCAGACCGCUACAACCGGACAGGUUUUCAAGAUGCAAGUAUCAUGAUAAUCGGAGUACCAAAUGUUGGUAAAAGCUCGCUAAUAAAUGUACUACGUAACAAAAAUUUACGCAAGAAAAGUGCAACGCAAGUUGGAAAUACUGCUGGUGUAACGCGUUCUGUUAUGGAACGAAUAAAAAUCAGCAUGGACCCAUUGAUUUAUAUGAUUGACACACCUGGAAUUUUAGAACCCUGCGUAGCUGAUGAUGAAAUGGGUAUGAAGUUGGCGUUAGUGGGUUGUCUGCCGGAUCAUUUAGUGGGAGAAGAGUUAAUUGCUGAUUAUAUGUUAUACUGGAUGAAUAAGCAUCACCGAUUUGAAUAUGUCAAAGCAGUUGGACUAGAACAUCCAACGGACAAUAUUGCAGAAGUUCUAGUGUCAUUUGCAAAGAGCUUAGGAGUAGAAAGAAAAUUUAAAAAACUCGAUGGCCAAGUGGUAAAUCUGCCGGAUGUUUUGGUAGCGGCUCGCAAGCUUAUCAAAAAUUUUCGAAAUGGCGACUUCGGUGGUGUUAAUCUAGACAGAUGAUGUAUUUUUCUGCAAUAAAAAUUUUUAAUUUACUUUAUAUGAGUUAUGUAUUUGAUGUCAUUUAUUGAAAUGUACAUAAGCAUUAAAAAUA
Rhagoletis pomonella (apple maggot) is the source of this 1129-nucleotide messenger RNA. Its product is annotated as mitochondrial GTPase 1. The coding region runs from base 106 to 1038 and encodes 310 amino acids. The transcript has a single exon. The record is from RefSeq and is a predicted model, not a curated record. Gene Ontology annotation, cellular component: mitochondrion. NCBI's taxonomy places the organism in Eukaryota, Metazoa, Arthropoda, Insecta, Diptera, Tephritidae. Gene Ontology annotation, molecular function: GTP binding; GTPase activity.